Messenger RNA from Coniosporium apollinis CBS 100218, 693 nucleotides. RefSeq names its product peroxidase. Gene Ontology annotation, molecular function: peroxiredoxin activity. The transcript is spliced from 2 exons. The coding region runs from base 1 to 693 and encodes 230 amino acids. The record is from RefSeq and is a predicted model, not a curated record. NCBI's taxonomy places the organism in Eukaryota, Fungi, Ascomycota, Dothideomycetes. Gene Ontology annotation, biological process: cellular oxidant detoxification; cell redox homeostasis; cellular response to oxidative stress. Gene Ontology annotation, cellular component: cytosol; mitochondrion.
AUGGGUUCAGUCGAUCGUCCAGAGCCUCUCCGUCUUGGGAGCAUCGCUCCUAACUUCGAUGCCGAGACCACCAAUGGCCCGAUCAACUUCCACGAGUUCAUCGGCGACAACUGGGUGAUCCUCUUCUCUCACCCGGAAGACUACACCCCAGUGUGCACAACGGAGCUGGGUGCGUUCGCGAAGCUCGAGCCAGAGUUCAACAAACGCGGCGUCAAGUUGAUUGGCCUGUCUGCCAACACGAUUGAGAGCCACGGCGGCUGGAUUAAGGAUAUUGAUGAGAUCUCGGGUAGCAAGCUUGCUUUCCCGAUCAUUGGAGACAAGGAGAGGCAGGUUGCGCUCUUGUACGACAUGAUCGAUCAUCAGGAUGCGACGAACGUCAACGAGAAGGGCAUUGCCUUCACCAUCCGCUCGGUCUUCGUUAUCGACCCCAAGAAGACCAUCCGUACCAUCCUCUCCUAUCCCGCUUCCACUGGCCGCAACACCGCUGAGGUCCUCCGCAUCGUCGACUCACUCCAGACUGGUGACAAGCACAAGGUUACCACACCGAUAAACUGGGUCCCGGGUGACGACGUGAUCGUUCAUCCGUCGAUCAAGAACGAUCAGGCGAAGGAGAUGUUCCCGAACUUCAGGAUCGUUAAGCCGUAUCUACGGUUCACUCCUCUCCCCAAGGAGGAAACCAGCGCGGCUGUUUAA